AUGGUGCGUGGCGCCACAUAAAUCUGGAUUAAUUUUUUGUGUUGCUUCAGACUAUGCCAUUCUGUGGAACCAAUUUGCUUGGGAUGUGACGCGGCAAGUGGAGGUCGUAAGCCGACCAUUCUUGGACACGGUGUUGCACAGCUAGCAACGUCACACACACGCUCGAUCGUGAGAGAAGGAUUUCUGCAUCGCACCCCAAAUGGACAAAACGUGAGAGGCUGGGAAGGAGGACGGGCUCGCGGCGGCGGGCAUUUUGCUCGAGUUGCAAGGGCUGAUGUUCGUUCACACGAAGGGACUCGCACAUCAGACGCAGGCAGCAUGGGGACCUCUCCAGUUCUCGCUCGGCAUUUGUGCAGUGCUGAGACCAAGACUGCCAGAUUGCGAAUGACCAUUUCAAUAUAAGGCCCCGUGCCACGAAUGCCUAGAGUGUACCGACGCGCCCAACGCUGACCCUUUACAGCAUCGCUAUACAGUUUCUUCGUCCUCGUUUGUCCGGCAAAGCCUUCCCACCAAUAUCAGAGGCAGCGUUGAAAAUGAAGUUUUUGCACCUUGGCAUCUGCGUUGUCCUGGCUGCAGCAGCGUUCGCUGCCCCUGCCUUGGCGUCUUCGCAAAAGAGUACUGGAGCGGUUCCUCGUGAGUGGCCCAUUUGCCCUUUGGAAAUUGCGUGGCGCGUCCACUGAAUCAAAAGAUGGACUGCCUGAUCGCAACAGAACAUGCUCUUGAGACGCGUCAAUCGGGAGUCGUUUCGGAUGUGCAGCCAUCGCGUAAGUCAGCUUUGCAACCACACUCGUCCUCUACUUCCGUCUUGAGCACCUUACUCGUAAUGCCCUAUCAAUUGUGACUGGCUGUGUUUCGUGCCUUCUUUGUGCUGUGCUGCGGGGAGAAUCAAUUUAGAAUACUACCGUGUCAUUCGGUGCUGACAUUUUGUUCAUUCCGUCACUCCCGUCCCUCCAAUUGUGAUAUCUCCAAAGUGCUUGCAACCCGCCUCCCUUACACGGCGGUCAAUUCCGGCCUUCUGAUGGCUCGUGCAGCUUUUGGUGA
Messenger RNA from Ceraceosorus bombacis, 1041 nucleotides. Lineage: Eukaryota; Fungi; Basidiomycota; Exobasidiomycetes; Ceraceosorales; Ceraceosoraceae. The record is from the annotation of a GenBank genome assembly.